This is a messenger RNA of Pocillopora verrucosa, 7048 nucleotides long. RefSeq lists its product as uncharacterized. The record is from RefSeq and is a predicted model, not a curated record. Gene Ontology annotation, cellular component: nucleus. Gene Ontology annotation, molecular function: NAD+ poly-ADP-ribosyltransferase activity; metal ion binding; NAD+-protein mono-ADP-ribosyltransferase activity. Lineage: Eukaryota; Metazoa; Cnidaria; Anthozoa; Scleractinia; Pocilloporidae.
CGAUGCUUGCCAGCUCGACCAUUCUUAAUUAACACAAUGGCAGUAUCGAGCGAUGUCUCAGUUGUAAAAGUAUUCAAUUUCAUCAGUGGAAGUGGCGGAGUUUUAGAACUAUCGAAUUUACUUAAAAAUCCCUCGCCUUUGGCAAAGAAAUCUACUGAGACUGAGCUGAUUUUAUGGUUUCAAACUCAGAAAGAUUUGGACCCAAACAACAGAUUGGUUUUGGUAAGAAAUCAACGUGAUGAAGCUGUCGGCGUGCGAAUCGACUUGGCCAAACAAAUGUGUUUAAAGUACUCCACCGAAGAGUCUUGUAAAUCAGGAAGUAGAUGUAAAUUCUGGCACUUAUGUAGGGAGUUCCUUGAGGGAACUUGUAAAGGAAACUGUGGUCGAUCACAUAAUUUUCACGAUGAAGACAACAAAGCGAAAACGGUGGAAUUGGGUUUUGAAGGAAAAGCGACUGGGCCUUUGAAAACUAUUGUCGCCGGAAGCUUCCUGCAGGUUUGUCUUAUGUAUUCAAAAAAUGGUUGCCUCUCUGUAAAUUGUCCGUAUCUUCAUGUUUGUGUUAAUGCGGUGCGGGCAACAGCCUGUGGAUGUAGUCGGUAUCACGAUUUCACUAGUCCGCACAACAGAAGCUUGCUAAAACAGUAUGGGUUCAGGCCUCCCCGAACGUCAGACAUGGAUGUCGUUCGUUGUAACAUUCUGAUCCCGAAGCAGCAGAAAUCUUUCGAAGGAAGGGCUAUCAAUGAUCCAAGCUUCAGCAGGCAACCCACACCAAGAGUUAAUAAGCCUGAUAAUAUUACACAGAGGCACCCCUCACAUCAGGGUAAACCUGGAGCUGUUAGUCUGGCGGGUUUAUGCCAAAACUUCUCUAAACCUGAACCAAAAGUACCUGCUUGGGCCAAACCAGAAAUGCAUCAUGACACUGCACCUCCUGAUGCUGAUCCUCUGUUUAUGAAAGUUUUUAAUUUCAUAUGUAGUAAAGGAGGGUACUCUUCAUUGCGGGACCUAUUGCAACCACCCUCGCCAUUGGUAGGGAAGUUUUCAAAGUCUGAGGUUGAUGCAAAGAUUUGGCUUCAAGUAAACACUCACCCAGAACAGGGACAGAAAAUCAUUUUGCUAGAGAACCAAAAUGGUGAUAUUCUCGGUGUUCGAGUAAAUUCAAGGAAAAAAUUGUGUUUGCAGUAUAUGAAAGGUUAUUGUAAAUCUCUCAACACUUGUCAGUAUUGGCACAUCUGCAAAGGUUACCUUGAGGAUACUUGUCAGGGAGGCUGUGGUCUCUCACAUGACUUCCAUGAUGAGGGUAACAUAAAGAAGAUACAGAGAUUGGGGAUUGAGCGUUACCCAAAUGGAACUUUAAAGAACAUAAUUUCACACAGUUUUCCCCGAAUUUGUCUCCCAUAUGUGAAUAGUAGAUGCAACUACAGUAAUGACUGCCGACAUUUACAUUUAUGCCCCCUUGCUUUUGGAGGAAACUCGUGCAGUUGUAACUUGACACACGCUUUAAAUGAUGACCAUAAUUCCUCAAUUCUAAAGCAAUAUGAUUUAGAUCCUCAGAGAACCAAAAUAAUCAUAAUGCAGAGCAACAUCUUGUUCCCAAAGAGGCAAAAAGGCCCCACAGAAGCCAAGCUUUCCUCAGCAUGUUCUUCUUUAACAUCACAGCCAGCGCCUUUGAUGUCCUUGCCUGUAGCCCUAAAAGAUGAUAACAAUCUGGAUUCACAAGCGAAAAGGUGUCCAGAUGAGAGGCUAAAGAAGAGGAGAAGGCAACGACGAAGACAGAAGAAAAAGGCAAAUCAAGCAGGUGAACCAUGUGAAGAAUCACUUGCAGAUGACGUUGAAGAGGAAGGUUCAGAUUCAACCUCAGAUAAUGAAGAUUUGCCAGACAAACCUGAUCUUUACUCAGUUUCAAAAUUUUCCAAUCAGCCUAGUCCAAGCACAAAGCAUGUAGACACAUCAGGGAAUACAUCUGUUCAAGGUCUGAGGAAGCAAACACAAUCCAACAGUGGGAUGACUUACCAGAACCAGGUUUCUGGAAUGGGCACAAUUGAAGUUGCUGAAGGAAACUUGAUCAAUUUUUCUGAUGAGUUAGAAGAUGGAUUUCAAGAUCUUGAAGAUACAUUUGGUUCACAGGAUGACUUCUCAACUUUUGAGCCACUUUCUCAAGUUGAUGAUUUGCUCUUCAACCUGUCCCCAACAAACGUUGCAGGAGCACUGUCUCAGGACAGUACCUCUUUUGACCCAUCUGAACAGCACAGUGCAGAAAGCCAAUUGGAAAAAGAAGCUGUAAACUCUGUUUUUCAAUACAUUUGUAAAGAACACAAUGGUGAAGUGCCUUUUGCUGUAAUAUCCCAAUGCCACAACCUGUUUCCUCUAGAUGCUAUUGAUAUUGCUGCAUGGUUCAGGGAAAACUCAAGCAGGUUUAUGAUCAUUGAGAACAGUGAAGGGGGAAUUGAAUCAGUAAGAGCAUGCACCCCUAAAGCACGCAUCUGUUUUCGCUACUUGAUGGGCAAGAAUGGCUGUAAGGAUCCAAAGUGUUUCCGUUACCAUGUCUGCAAGCAUUAUCUUGCUAAUGGUGCCUGUCCGUUAGGGAAGAAAUGUAGAUACAGCCAUAGCCAUAAUCUGAAGAGCCCUCACAACAAAAACAUCACUAAAAGGCGGAAACUUGACUGUUUCUCAGAUGAGCAGCUACGUGUCCUGAUUUCUGCCUCUGUUCCUGAAGUUUGUCUUGAUUACAACAAGAAAUCUUCUAGAUGCAGGAGAGGUCUACGUUGCUAUGCAAUUCAUGUCUGCAAGCAUUAUGUAAUGGGCAAUUGCAAAAAUGGAGCCAACUGCCCUCUUAACCAUGAGGCAAGUCUCAAAGAACCCCAUACCCGGUUAGUUCUAGAGAAGUACAAUUUGACCACUGUUCCAGUGCAAGCUGUCUUUAGAGCCAUUCUGGUGCGUGGACAGAGGAAACCAUUGACCAUGGAAACCAAAGAGGAACAAGAAGCUGCUGCACAACCUCAAAAGAAACAAGUGAUGAAUCCAAAGACAGAGGUGCAAAACUUCCAUAGCCCCCAGUACAUCUGCCUGGAAUUCCUAUUGGGUCAUUGUGGCAAGGCUCAAUUGUGUGAGUACUUUCAUCACAACAUGCCAUACAUGUGGCAGUAUAGAUACCUUGACAAUGAGCAAGCAGAUGGAUGGAAGGCAUUCACCGAAAAUGAGAGUGAAGACAUUGAGAGACAGUUCUGCACUGUUGAUGUUACAGAGACAGAAAUUGGACACAUUCAAGUUGCACCUCCUCCAACUGCACUUAUUGAUCCUGGAGAAGGUUACAUCAAGAUCAACUUUGAUGAAAUGAAAGCUGUGACAGGAUUUGGAUCUGUGGAGCUGAGACGUCUGUCCACUAAGUCAGUGAGCUCGCUUACAGAUCAUUCUCUAUUGACUACAUGGGUUUGGUACCUGUCAGAUCAGGACAGCAGUUGGACUGAGUAUGAUUCUGAGCUUAUGAAGCGAAUAGAAGAGUCGUUCACCAAAGGAAGAUCAUUCCAUAAAUUUAAAAGAGGAGGAGAGGACCACAAGUUGUUUUUUCACAAAACAUCCAUGUACCAGCAGAACUCGAAACCACCCAUUAAAGUUACAAAAGUGAGAAGAAGGCCUUUGUUUAGGUCUAAGUCGGAAAUAGAGAGGCUGCAGAGUCCCCUUGAACUACCAAUCCCAUUGCAACCCGCAACACCAGGGCAGUCUACCUCAACUUCAUCACAUGGUCACAAUCCUCCUCACUGGGAACGUGUUCCUGAAGACCGAGAGUUCAUGCGUGUUCCUCUGACUAGCAACUCAGAUGAAUUCAAACUUGCCGAAAGCCUGUUUCGCCAAACCAUGUCCGAAAACAAGGCAACUAUCAUCUCCGUUGAGCGAGUUCAAAAUCCGUUUUUGUGGAAGAAGUAUGCAGAUAAGAAAGAAUGGAUGGAGAAGAAGGCCUUGGUCAAAGACAAUCCUAUGAAUGAAAAACUUCUCUUCCACGGAGUUGAUCCCCAAGUUGUAGACACGAUAUGUGAGGAGAACAUCGACUGUCGUGCUCUAGAAGAGGACCGAGCUGCCCAGUUCGGUAAAGGAGCCUACUUCACAGAGGAGGCAGCCUUGAGUAAUCUCUACUGCAGGCAAGACUCCGAGUCCUUCCGGUACAUGUUUUUGUGCGAGGUUCUUGUGGGGUCAUAUGCCAAAGGUGAGCCAACCUUACCACGACCACCGUUAAGGAGUGACUCCGAAGCCAAGAAACAGCGUUAUGACUCUUGUGUGGAUAACGUCACCAAGCCCGCCAUUUUUGUGCUGUUUGCCUCGGAUCAGUAUUACCCGACUUUCUUGAUAAAGUUCAAGACCAAAUCUAAGGUGGUCUGUUGAUCAUUGAGGUACAUAUACUGUUUACAGACCUCAUAACAUACUCACGUUUAGAUUAUAAAUUUUCAUUCUAAGGCUUGAGAAGCUUUGAAUGCUUAAACGAAGUGAGCGCAUUUCUUUGGUCAGCGUUUAAAAUGGAGUUGAAUUUUAAAAUGAAAGUAAAAAACGUAUACAUGUAUCUUCCUUUCCCGUUUCGGUGAGCUCGAAAGCAGCGAAUAUGAUUUUUCGAUUGAAAAUAAUCAAUCUACAUACAGAAACAUUCGAAAUAAGGAAGAAAGAAGCCAAGGUGGUAUUAAACUGACUUGAAAUUGGUUCGAUAUUUCAUUUUAUGUCAUGACCAUUGAAAGCAGCGCUCUUUGGGUUUUAUGACAAGAGUAUGAGGUGAUUUGAAAGGGUUUGUUAUCUGAAAUACAGUUCUUAAGCCCUUGCAGAAUUCUCUUUUCAUUGAAGACUCAUUAUUGCUACAAGAGAUGCACAGGAAUCUUUUUCCCCUGAAAUUCUAUCCUCCUGAAUAACCAGUCUCAUACUCAUGUGGUAUAAAUUAGCUUUUAAUUUCCUGUAGCAGUAAAAUGAACGGUAAUAUUUCCUUUGGGACGUGUUCCUUAUGGGAUGUCAAACCGCACCCCUAGUUAACACCACAAAAGGGACAACUAUGUUUAUGGGAUAUUUCAGUGUCUGUUGAAUGAAGGUCCCAUUGCAUUUUUUCUUGUGUGGUAGUAAUAUAAAAUGUAACUAAGAGAGGUAUUAUGUGGUCUGAGGCCACUGAUAAGUUAAUUUAUCUCUUCGGUCGAUGAAACUAUUCACCAUAAAACGUCCUCCGUAUGUGCGUAUAGCAGAUACUGACGUCAUUCUGACGUUAAACUCAACUAUCAGGAUCAUCUUCGACUGACAAUUUAAUCGCUUUUCGUCAUAGAAGCAGGUCUCAGAAAAAAAAAAAAAAAAAAAAAAGAAUAAACGGUUUUGUUAAAAAUAUCGCUCGUUCCAGCACAAGAAACGCGAUAAUUUUAUGCUGCAGUUUAUUUCACGUGUACGUUGGUCGGUCGACUGAGCCACUUUUUCGGAAGGUGCGAAGUGAUUUGCGAGUACUCACGUACUUCCCGACUUCACAACGGAAACUGCAUACCCCUUGCUAUUACGACUCACGAAGGCUCUGAAAUUAUGUGGCCUACCUGAAAUUAUGUGGCCUACUGUAACGUGCAACUGUCACAAAGUACUGAGUUGUGUUUUGAUAGUUAUUGUCUCUUGUUACGAAGGUACUUCAGGUACCAAUGCAAGUUUCGGACUUGAGCACUUUUGUUUUGCUCCAAAGGGUUUUUUACUCUUAUAAGCUGGUCUAUAAAAGGCUUAUUUCACAAUAGUAAGUCAUCUUAAAGCCAUGCACGGCUUACUUGUGAAGAGGGCAAAACUUUUUCUUCCGUUUUUUGUGACCAAGUGGAAGUUUACCCAUGAAACUCCGUAAAAUUGUAGCCCACGAUCUUAUGGUUCACCCAAAAUGAAUCUUGCGCCUGUCAACAAUUUUUUUGAAUGACGUUAGUGUUCAUGAUAAGGUGAUUUGAUCUCCCUGGUUAGAUCAGCUAACUCUGCUACAUUUUGAACAGCAAUUUAUGGUAGUCUUGAAAUACCAUUUUAAAUGCGCCAUUUCAAGUUGACCCGUAAUGCUGCGUGAGAUUUUUCAAGCAUUCCAAUCAUGUAAACAUACCUAAGGGGAAAAAUGACGUGACCUAGAAAUUUCCCAAAAGAAUUAGGUAGAAAAGAACUGGACAAUUAGAUUCAUGUUUAUGCCAUAAAUGACGAAAAAUUGUGUCAUAAAACUGAAUGUAUUACAUCAAUUCUUUAGUUUCGAGGGAAGUGUAGUCUUUGGUUGCUUGCUUUAGUGCGGAAUGUUUAUGCACGGUAGACCAUAAAGUGUAGUUGGGUGUUGUCUCAUGCAAACCAUGCUUAGAAAUAGGUCCGUCUCCCCCAAAAAUGGCUCAGCACAGUCAUUGUGACCCUGCGAAGUUGUGUAGAAAUACUCAGGAGAUGACAGUAACAUUCGGGUUGUCUUAUUUUACUAAAACUUAGUUUUAGUGAAUUAGUUCAGUUCCAAGUCGAUUGUUUGUCCAAUUCGGAAGAAACUGCCUUUUUUUCUCUGAAUUUAAAAUAAUAUAUGGCGCAGUCCUUAACUGUUUUACUCCCAAGAUCUCAUCAGUAAUUCUGGUCACGGAAAGAUGUGCGACGCUUACUUGUUGGCGUGCGGUGUAAGGCGUUAGUUGAUUUGCGCUUCUUUAUCCAUUGCUUAAAUCACUACUUUUUUCCUUUACUUUUACUCCUAAGCGCCAAUUUUAUAUGUAUAUUUACUCUUUAUCGUUAACGUAUCAAUAUAUAUAUUUUUUCACAUUGAUUGCUAAUGUUUUCGCAGUCUAGUACCUUUGAUUCGGUAAGGUGAAUUGCUAAAUCAGUGAAGGAAACAAUGUCUUGUUCAGCUCAUCCUUUGGUGACCUUAAUUUCCUGGCUAUACCACCUAGUGUAUUUUACCCUUGAGAAAUCGUACUGUUUCUUGUGGAAGAGAUCUUGUUCGCGUCAACGGCUGCGAUGAACUGAACACGACAGUUGUAUCCAGAAAAACAUCAUGUUAUUUGGAAGUUAUAGAACUUGUAAACUGUAAGUUAAAACUAUGGAAUUAAACGGUUGUUGAACU